Molecule: messenger RNA, 615 nt
Organism: Paramecium octaurelia
Lineage: Eukaryota; Ciliophora; Oligohymenophorea; Peniculida; Parameciidae
Source: the annotation of a GenBank genome assembly
AAUGAAUAUAACUAUUGAGACUUUAUGUAAGGAAUUGCCAAAUCAAUUUGCUGAUUAUCUUAGGUAUUUUUAUAUCAUAAAUAUACUAAGAUAUUUGAAGACUUUAAGAUUUGAAGAUUAACCUGAUUAUCUCAAGCUCAAGGAUUUAAUGAAAUAAUGUAGCACAUCUAAUACAUAUGAUAAGCGAUUUGAAGAACUGAUAAGUAAUAAAAUAAGGACUCUCUAUCGGAAGUCAAAGUUUAGAGUUCAUUUUUAGCUGCUCCUGGAAAUGUUUGAGUCCAAAGAUCUCAUACUAAAAAAUAAUCCAAUGUCUCAAAUCUUGGUAUUAACAUUUAUUAAUUUUAGGAUCUUCAUUAUCAAAUGUUGUUAAAUGUGUACCAUCUUAUUAAGUUGGUAUGUAAUUAAAAUAACUAAUCAUAAACUCAUAUAAAAAUUGCUGCAAGUCAACCUCAUAUGGAUUUUAAUUUUCACAUUGAAACUGUUGAUUUUGAGGACACAGAAGAAAAUAUGAAUAAUCAUCCAACCUUAGAAUAAAAAUACUUAAAUUUGUUUGGAUUCGAUGCUAAAUUAAAGAUAAAAAAUGCAAAUUUCUUGUUCUGCAAUUAAUGUUUUUGA